Fusarium fujikuroi IMI 58289 is the source of this 1518-nucleotide messenger RNA. RefSeq lists its product as uncharacterized. Gene Ontology annotation, molecular function: DNA-binding transcription factor activity, RNA polymerase II-specific; zinc ion binding. The record is from RefSeq and is a predicted model, not a curated record. Lineage: Eukaryota; Fungi; Ascomycota; Sordariomycetes; Hypocreales; Nectriaceae. The transcript has 2 exons. Bases 1 to 1518 code for a protein of 505 amino acids. Gene Ontology annotation, biological process: regulation of DNA-templated transcription.
AUGGCAGCGCGCCUCCAGACCAAAAGUCCGCACUGGCUGCUUAACCUGGUAUGUCGCCCUGUGCCAGUCAGGCACUUGAAGUGCGAUGAGGAGAAGCCGACGUGUCGCCGCUGUCGCGAUGGCCGUGUUAAAUGCGACGGCUACGCCACGCCUAACAAGAACCAGAUCCAGCAGCGCGCUUCAAUGCCCGUCGCUGGAUAUACCGUCUCGUCUCUCAACCCUCGUAUAGCCGAGACGUCCAUUGAGAACUGCUAUUUUCACCACUUUCACCACUGGACCUCUAACCAACUCACCUGCUCCCCGGGCUCAUCAAACUUUUACAUCAACUAUGUCCUCCCCCUUGCGCAUUCGUGCGAACCUAUUAGACACGCCAUCAUCGCUGUUGGUGCUGCGCAUAGAUUCUACAUGGCGGGUCAAGAGACUUGCUCUCCACUCCAGCAGCUGAAAAGCUUGGCUAUGCAGCAGUACAACAAGUCCAUCCAGCGGAUAAUACCCCACAUGUCGAUGGAGUCUGCCUUCGACCUGCAGUGUACCCUCGUAUGCUGUUUGUUAUUCGUUGCGUUUGAGGGCAUCACUGGUCGGUAUGCAGAGUCGAUCCGACAUAUCCGCGCCGGAACGAAACUGCUCUCGUCGCCUCUUCUGAUUCACAGUGCGAAGGAACAGAAGAUGACGAGGAAGCUUACAGAGGUCUUUGCGAAUCUUGGUGUCGAGGCUUCGAUGUUCAUGGAGGACACCAUCAUCCCAGACAUUCACUCUGGCUGUCUUGAUGUCUUGCAGUGCGGCGAUAUCUCGGAUCAGCCAUUCCAGGACCUCGACGAAGCAGCGAGCUACCUGCGCAGACUCGACGUCGAGACCGUCGACAUUAUCGCGCAGACGCCAUAUUCAUGCUCGAUGAACGACGACGGCCAAAUCGACAUGUUUACCCUCGACGCGCCCCAGAAGGAGGAACUCGAGGCGAAAUGGGCCGAGAUGGACGCCAAGUUCGAAGUCUGGAACUCCCGAUUCGAAUUGACAAAGAAACACAUCGCGACAUGGGAGUACCAAGACCUAGCAUCCCCGCAACUCACAUACCUCAACAUGCAGCAGACCUUCUGGCGAAUGGGCAUGUCGUGCGGUCCCGAAGACCUCUCCGAGCCAACGCCCGACACAGCCGAGGCAUUCCUCAAUGCCGCCGAGAUCUUCGCCCAGCGGCUGAUCACACCGGGCCAACCGAGCUACUCCCUCGAUGGCGACCUGGUCUCCGGUCUCUCGGUGGUGGUAUGGUCGUGCACUGAGGGGCCGCACCGGGAAAGGGCGCUGGAUCUGUUGCGGAGGUUGAAUAGGCGCGAGGGUAUCUGGGAUAGCAAGGAGAUUGUGCAGAUGCACGAGGCUGCGCUGGCGAUGGAUGAUCCGAAGUUGUGGUAUAACAUGGAGAUUCCGGGUGGUGUACCCGGGUUUGUUGCUGAGUUGGCUAAGAUUUCGCCGAGGUUUGGGUUGCAUCGCUCGGGGCUGUUGAUACCGGAUUUUGAGUGUAUUUAG